This is a messenger RNA of Clunio marinus, 405 nucleotides long. The record is from the annotation of a GenBank genome assembly. NCBI's taxonomy places the organism in Eukaryota, Metazoa, Arthropoda, Insecta, Diptera, Chironomidae.
AUGAAAUUGAGUUUUUCAAUUCUAUUCAUCGUCUUGUUAGCACAGCAAUCUCAUUGUUUGGGUGAAAAAAUGAGGGAAUAUCUAGUGAAAAUUGAAACUAACUUAAAAAUGGAGAAUAUUAACUUUCAAGGGCAGCCAGAUGAAAAUAUAGUUGAAAAUCAAGGUGUUGCAGUGCCUGGACCAGUAGUCCCUGGGGUUGUUCCACAAGUUGAAAAUGGUAUUCCACCUGUAGUGACACCUCAAGCACCACUUGUAGUGACAACACCAGUACCACCUGUAAAUCCAAAUAUUGAAGUUCCUCAAACACCAAAUGUCAUUCAAAAUGCAAAAACUGAAAAUGCAGAAGAAGGCAAUGAAGAAAGAAAUGAAAAUGUAGAAGAAGCCGAAGAAGAAGUUGUAGAAUGA